Neopsephotus bourkii (Bourke's parrot) is the source of this 541-nucleotide messenger RNA. It is a transcript of the gene PLA2G1B, whose product is annotated as phospholipase A2 group IB. The record is from RefSeq and is a predicted model, not a curated record. Lineage: Eukaryota; Metazoa; Chordata; Aves; Psittaciformes; Psittacidae. The transcript is spliced from 4 exons. Gene Ontology annotation, molecular function: calcium ion binding; phospholipid binding; signaling receptor binding. The coding region runs from base 90 to 533 and encodes 147 amino acids. Gene Ontology annotation, biological process: arachidonate secretion; fatty acid biosynthetic process; positive regulation of fibroblast proliferation.
UUGCUUAUCUCAUACCCAUGUCAAGGUGAGCUGCUUGUAUAAAAACCCAACUUCCUUCAGCACCAGCCUCUCCAUCAACUCCUCCGAGGAUGAAGUCCCUGGUCCUGCUCCUCCUGCUGUCUGUGGGUGCAGCCAGCGGUGCCGGCUUAUCCCGGGCCGUGUGGGAGUUCCGCAGCAUGAUCAAGUGCACCAUGCCCAACAGCCGUCCUCUGCUGGAACUUGCUGACUACGGCUGCUACUGCGGCUUGGGAGGCAGCGGAACACCGGUGGAUAACCUUGACAGGUGCUGUCAAGUACAUGAUAACUGCUACUCGCAGGCAAAUAAACUAGAAUCCUGCAGAACCCUGGCGGACAACCCCUACACAAAUUCAUACAGCUUCAGCUGCUCCAGCGGGCAGAUUACAUGUAAAAGCAGCAACAACGAGUGCGAGAUGUUCAUCUGCAACUGCGACCGGGCCGCCGCCAUGUGCUUCGCCACGGCCACCUACAACCCCGAGUACAGCAGGCUGGACACCAAGCAGUACUGCAACUAGAGCCGCAG